This is a messenger RNA of Salvelinus namaycush (lake trout), 1773 nucleotides long. Its product is annotated as melanoregulin-like. The transcript is spliced from 5 exons. Gene Ontology annotation, biological process: melanosome transport. Gene Ontology annotation, cellular component: melanosome. The record is from RefSeq and is a predicted model, not a curated record. NCBI's taxonomy places the organism in Eukaryota, Metazoa, Chordata, Actinopteri, Salmoniformes, Salmonidae. Bases 69 to 806 code for a protein of 245 amino acids.
GGACCUCUAACUGCUCUCACACUAUCUUCUCCGACCGCUCUACUACCCUCUCUGUCUCUCUAUCAGAGAUGGGGGCUGCCUUCAAGAGGUUCUGUGCUCGGUUCUGUUGCUGCUGCUGCUGCUAUAGCGAUGAUGAAAGUGAGGAGGAGAAGGAGCCUUUAAUCAGUCCUGACACUUUGGAGUACUUUGACCGCGAGGCGAAGAAGCGAAGGGAACAGGAACAGAAUCUAUGGAGUGAGCCAGGCGACCCGAGCCACUCGGAGAGAGACGAUGACCGGAUCCUGUACAACCUCAUCCAGAACAGGAACCAGACCCGCAGGGGCUCGCUGGCACACCGGCGUCUGAGUGUGGACAUUGAGGGUAUGAGAGAUCUGCGUCGGGAGGUCAGGGACAAGUGGAAGAUGAUCCUGGAGAAUUUAGGGUUCAUGGCGGAGGCGGAGUCUCUGCUGACGGUGUCUGCCAGUGCGUCGUAUGACCGUAUGAAGAACGCCUCGGCGUCACGCACACUACUGCACACUCUCCACUCUGAGACGUCUAUCUUCAACACCCGGGAGGCCCCACCUGAGAGAUACCUCUUCAUCCUGGAUCGUCUCAUAUACCUGGAUGCUGCUGAGGACUUCUUGGCGAAGGCUAGACGCUUCUAUCCCAAGCGUGAUACUGAUGAUGAAGAUGAGGACAACCCAUUAGCCGUCAACCUGCCGUUGCUACUGGCCAGAGUGAACCGCACCAUGAACGGAGAAGGGGGCGAUGAUGAGGACGAGAGGCUGGAUGAGGAAGAUGGGAGUGGAAGAGAGGACAACUUCUAGACAGAACAGGUGCUGCAAUGACCUCAAACAGUAGACAGGGGGCAGUAGUUAGUUUAUUUUGCAGAGUUGGGAGUAUACAGUACUAGGAUGUCUGAUUCUGAAAAUACUCUCCCAAUUUGCACUAACACUAGGGGCUCUAUUCAAUCUGUGUUGCUGAAGUGUUACAAAUUGUGCAAUAGAAAUGUAAAGGUCAUUUUUGAUUGAACAGACAUAUGCAGUGUUUACCGUGAAUGCAGUCUCUGCUAACACGGGAACUUUGCCUUUACAUUUCAAUCACUCUGUAACGCUGCACUUCCGCGAUUCAAAUUUAGUAGAGCCUGAGGUUUCAACAAAAAAAUACAGCUUUCCUUUCUCCUCAUCAGAACCGUGAUCCAAUAUGGUUCUGUUUUUCUUAUUUUUCUGUUUAGGCAUACUUAGCUGGGUCUCAGAUAUAUUAGGGAGAGUUUUGGAGGUUAUCACCCUGCCAUUUUUUUAAUCCAUCUGACAGUGUUAGUUACCCAACUCCUUGGGUCUGUUCAUUAUUGGUCUCCACCAGGGAACACAGUGGACACAGUAAACACAGCACUGAAACCCGUAGGGCACAGCUGUCCUGUUCCACAUCAGCACUUUGUCUCAUGAUUAUCAGCACUUGUUUUAUCUAGUCACAAGACAGUAUUUUAAAACCAGUAAUUAAGAUUACCUUGUAAUAAAUGUGUAGUAAACAAAUUAAAAAUAUUUUUGAGUUGUCAAUUUCCUUACGGAUCAUGCUUAUCAAGAGGUACUAGUGUAUUUUUGUUCAUGAAGUUUACAGAGAUGAGUUUAGUAACAAAAUGACUCAACUUUGAAUGAGUGUGUGGGUCUGUGUGAACAGUGGAGGUUGCAGUAUGUGGGUAUCUAAUGGUCACUUAAAGUACAUGUCAAGAUUGUGAGAGCAUUUGGGAUGUUUGGUGAGUUGAAGGGGAUGCAGCAUGUGUCUUAUGUUCUAUUG